Molecule: messenger RNA, 2094 nt
Organism: Chrysemys picta bellii (western painted turtle)
Lineage: Eukaryota; Metazoa; Chordata; Testudines; Emydidae
Source: RefSeq, a predicted model, not a curated record
GGGCGUUCUCUUGUCUCCAGCAGGAGAACAGGUUUGAGAAGUCGCUGCGGGAGAAGAAAGGUUUCAUCAUCAAGCAGAUGAAGGAGGAUGGGGCUUGUUUGUUCCGGGCCGUGGCUGACCAGGUCUAUGGAGACCAGGACAUGCAUGAAGUGGUCCGGAAGCACUGUAUGGACUACCUGAUGAAGAACGCCGAUUACUUCUCCAACUAUGUGACUGAAGAUUUCACCACCUACAUCAACCGGAAGCGGAAAAACAAUUGCCACGGCAACCACAUUGAGAUGCAGGCCAUGGCGGAGAUGUACAACCGGCCGGUGGAGGUGUACCAGUACGGCACAGAGCCCAUCAACACCUUCCACGGCAUUCAGCAGAACGAGGACGAGCCCAUCCGGGUCUCCUACCACCGCAACAUCCACUACAACUCCGUGGUGAACCCCAACAAGGCCACCAUCGGCGUGGGGCUGGGGCUGCCCUCCUUCAAGCCAGGGUACGCGGAGCAGUCGCUGAUGAAAAGCGCCAUCAAGACGUCGGAGGAGUCGUGGAUCGAGCAGCAGAUGCUGGAGGACAAGAAGCGAGCGACCGACUGGGAGGCCACGAAUGAGGCCAUCGAGGAGCAGGUGGCCCGAGAGUCCUACCUGCAGUGGCUGCGGGACCAGGAGAAACAAGCCAGACAGGUGAGGCCACGCCCCCGGCCACGCCCCCAGGCCUGGCCACGCUGGGGACUGGCUGGCUCGGGGGCAGGGAAUGUGACACGGGGCGGGGGGCUUGGCGGGUUGGCGCGCGUGCAACGGGACGUGGCGCGGGCCCCGCCCCCGAUGUGCGCGCUGGGGGGGAGGGGGAGAGCUGGGGGGCGCGGGGUGCUCUGCCCCCUAACCCUGCCCCCCCCGGCAGGUCUGACGGACUGGGACGAGGACGAGAUCCUGGCCUCGGUGCUGGCGGUCUCGCAGCAGGAAUACCUGGAGAGCAUGAAGGGAUCCCUGCACAGAGACAGCCCCGCUGACAAGAGUUGAUAAUGAAUGGAGACUGUCGCCCCCCCCGGCCCCGAGCCAGGGCCCCCCCGCGGCGCAAACGGAGCCCAAGAACCGGGGAGAAAACCCGCUGUCGUCCCGUCUGGCGCCAGCCGGGGGCGCUGGACAGGAGCGAGGGAGCCCUGGAAACUACGUCUCCCCCCCGCCCCCACCGCUCUGGGUCUGGGGGGUGGAUGCCGCAGACGGAGCCGGUCUCAGGCUGGAUUUGGGGGGGUCUGCGAAGGGGGCGUCAGGCGGGGGCCUCCCUCCCCUCUCGCUGGGGUUGGGGGGCGCAGCAGCGGCGAGGGGGGGUGGCUGAGCAUGCCCCUGUAUUGAAAGGGGGGAGCAUGCCCCGGCCCCCUGUAUGCCCCCCGAUCUUCCCCUGGAGUCCUGCCCCUGACCCCCCAGCUGCACGCCCCCGAGAAGCACCCCACUCUGCCCCCCUCCCGGGGGGAGCUACAGGCCCAGCCGGGGGGGCUAAGCUCAUGGGGCUGGUGCCCCGCGUGAGUGACCCCCUCCAGAGCCGGUUCGACCAGCUGUGGAAAGACCCUCCCCGCCUGCCCCCCGGCCCUGCUGGGGGGUCCCUGGGGCUCCCCCCACUCAGAUCCAGCCCGUGACCCCCCCCCAGCAGCGUCGGCCCUGGCGAAUUCCCGCAGCGGGUUACCCUGGCACCUAGCGCUGGCCGCGGCCUCCUGCAAGGCGAAGCCAGGGGAGGGGGGGCUGGGCACGGGAGCUGCUGGUUAAUUCCUCCCCAAGUGACACCCCCCGCCAGGGUCUGAUAAUAGCGGGGGGCCCUGUGGAGUGGGGGGGCCAAGACGCACGAUGAGGCCCCCUGUUGUGCUGCCCCAGAGCUGCUGGGGGGGGGUUACCCAGUUGGGCACUGUCCUGACCCCCCUGCCUGAGACGGAGGCCCCGACCGGCCAGGUCCUGCCCAGGAGCGAGGCCCCCCCCAGCCCACGUGCUGCCCCCAACACCACAUGGGAGCGGGGCCCCGUCGAGCCCCCCACGGCGCCCGGGGCACAGACGCAGCGAGGGACGGUCCCGGCCCCCCCAAAACAGCUUCCAACUUAAAGAAAUUGAAUUGAUUGUU